UCCAUUAAAAUCUAUAUCAAUCUUGCUUUCUGCAAAGAAAACAAUGGGGGGAAGAGGAGUGUUGAUGGUAUGUUUGGUGUUGGGGCUUCUGAUGGGACACUCCCACUCCGACACUUCUUUCCAAAUCUGCUACUGUGGUUGCUUCGUUUCGUGUGUUAUUACACCAGGAAAUAAUGCUUUCUCUUGCGCCAUCAACUGCCUGCAGGAAUGUAUCUUUAGGAACUAUCUUGUCGAAGACACCCAAUACUUCUGCAAGCUUGGUUGUUCUACCUCCAAGUGCACGAGUCUCAGCUCCAAAGAAAAUCCUGCUGAAGCCAAUGUUGGAAGCUGCGUGGAUUCUUGCUCAGACACAUGCGCUGUGAAGAACUAAUUAACCAAUAUA
This is a messenger RNA of Theobroma cacao (cacao), 382 nucleotides long. Its product is annotated as thionin-like protein 2. The record is from RefSeq and is a predicted model, not a curated record. NCBI's taxonomy places the organism in Eukaryota, Viridiplantae, Streptophyta, Magnoliopsida, Malvales, Malvaceae.